Molecule: messenger RNA, 2639 nt
Organism: Paraphaeosphaeria sporulosa
Lineage: Eukaryota; Fungi; Ascomycota; Dothideomycetes; Pleosporales; Didymosphaeriaceae
Exons: 1
Coding region: 1-2388 (795 amino acids)
Source: RefSeq, a predicted model, not a curated record
AUGGCUAAGUUCAACACCAAGUCCAAGGCCAAGUCCACCAAUCGUUGUACUUGUGACCCUAACGACCUCCUUUUCGAGGAGUGUUUGUGUGGCCAGAGCCAGGACCAACACCAGUCCAGCACCUCCGGCGUCCGCGAGGACUGGAUCAACGACUACACUACCCUGCUCGACGACAACGCGGCUGAGACCAACAAUAAUAGCGUCGCGCCCGCUGGUGAGGAUGCCGGCUCAAACAAUUCGACAGAGAACGCCGACCGUGAGUCGUCCAUCGGCUUCGGAUCCCACGAUGAACAGCACACCAGUCGUAGCAACGAUGCUCAGAUCCGGGAGGGCGUGCAGCACACCGUUUAUGACCGCCACACUCCGGGCGAGGAGGAGUUCCAGCAAUUCAUGGACGAACAUGAAGAGCAACAGCGUGGUUUGGCCUCUUCUCCCUUCUUUGAGGAGUAUAGGCGCACUUACUCCUCAGACAACACGCUCAAUGGAGUCGAUGUCGGUUCCUUGGACUUCACCCAGGAGCGUGCCGACCUCAACAACGCCAUGAACACAUCCAGUGGCCUCGGCACCUUCGACAACUUCAACGACUUCGGCAAUGAACUUUUCCCAAGCGUCACUACCUCCAUGUGUGGUAUUGCGGAGCCCAUGAGCACCAAUUACAGCAACACGAUGAACCCUUCCAGUUUCUUUGGCGACUCGGGCAACUUCCCUUUGGGCAUCACGGGUAUAUUCUCCACCACGGAUAGCUCUAUGCAGCCUAUCAGCCCUGUCGCCCAGAACCCUGCUCCAAUGGCUUUCGAGAACAUGGAUUUCGUCGACGUGAACUACUUCGACCCUAACGUUAACCCCUUUAUUGGCGCAACCAUCGGCAACCACUCUGAUGUCAACACUUUUGGCAAUCGACCUGAGAUCGCCACCUUUGAUAAUGGACCUAACACCAAAAACUCUGCUAUAUCGUCUCAGAUGCCUGUGUCCGCUCAGUCUGGCACAACUUCCUCGAACGCCAACCGCGCCCCUGUUGAUCGGCCGCAGAACCAACCCAACGUCUCAGGACAUGGGAUCCGCAAGGCUAGGCCCAAUGCACCUCGGCGUGCUAUGCCACCUUCGCGUUUGUCGGCCUUUGUUCCCAUCGACCAGCCCCAGAUGCUUGCUGCUCUGGACAAGCAGAACCAGCAACAGACCCAGGAUGAUGCCUUUGAGCGCGACCGAGCCAUGGCUCGUGCCAAUGUUCGCACCGCUCGAGAAGCCGGACAAGACCUUUUUGGCAUCCACCAGCAAACCCAGCAAUCCGCCCAGCGCUUCUCUACUCCGACUACUCCUGUCGCGACGGCCGAUCCCACUACCCAGAGGGUAUCCAUCAACAAGAUCGGCGGGAACACCACCAUCGAGUACUUCGAUUUCAGCUAUCCCGGUAAUCGAUUCGGGAAUCAGUCUGGUCUGCAGCAGCCCGUAAGCUCUCCCGUCGAGCGUGCUCAGCUUUCCACCCACCAUCUCGGCAACCAAACCGCUCAGCAGCGCCAGUCCAGUACUCCUUUCAACCAAUUCGGAGACCAACCUGUCCAGCAGCGCCCACCCACCCCUUCCACCGAGCGCACUCCGCUUUCCGCCAACCAGCUCGGAAAGCAACCGGUCCGUCAACCCUCAUCCAGCUCUCCCGCGGAGCCCACGCCUUCCAAGAAGCGCGCUCGCCCUGCCGACAUCCAGAUCCCCGACUCGGCUCCCAAACGCGUGCGCCCCUCAGCUCCUCCUCGCCUCACCGCUACUCCCGCUCCAGUCCGUCCACCCUUCGCCGAUGAGGUCGAGGCAGCCGUCGAACUCCGCGGUCGCAUGGUCAGCGAGCUCCUCAAGACCAAAUGGCUCGACAUGACGGUCACCGAGAAGGCACGCAUCCUCCUGCCCAUCUGCCAAGGCAAGCACCCCCUCCAGUUCGAAAAGGAGGAACUCGAGCGCGGACUUACCUACGGUGCGACGCGCCAGCGCGAGGCCCUCCACAAGGCUGCGAAGUUGAACGAUGUCGCUGUCAAGGAAGCCCAGGCUAUCAUCAAUACUCGGGCUGCCACUGCCGCCGAGCAGCCUCCGGUUCAAACUGAGGAUAUGGACGAGGAUGAUGAGCUUGCUGCUCUCAAGGCUCGCAUGGCGGAGAUCGAGGCGAAGAAGAAGGCCAAGCUCGCUGAGGAGAAGGCCCAGGCCGUGCGGGACAAGCGCGCAGCGGCUCAGCGGAGGAAGCGCGAGGCGGAGCGGGAGGCCAGGAAGAAGGCAGCGCAGGAUGUUGCUCAGCUGAAGCAGAGGGAGGAGGUUGAGGAGCAGCAGAGGCUCCCGGAGGAGCAGUUCCACUUCCAGCAGCCGUACGCCCACAUGGGCUUCUACGCUGCUCAGUCGUUCCAGGGUUAGAUUAUUUGGCGUCUGGCGUCAGGUGUCCGUGUCUAGGGUUUGAGAUUUGGUGUCUCGUGUUUGGUGGCGAUGUGGAUGACGAUGGCGGGUGACUGCGGUGGGUGCUGGUUCGCUGGCGGAUUGGUACUGAUCAUGAAUACUUGCUUGCUUGGUCAUGAUUGCUAACCUGAUCAUGAUUCCAUACUUGAUAAGGACCACUAUAGGGACAAUUCAAAAUCACAACAACGUAGUGUGCCGAAGUGACUACAAGU